AUGGCCCUCACCCCGUCGCAGAUUGACAUUGUCAAGUCCACCGCCGUCGUGCUCAAGGACCACGGCGAGACCAUUACGCGCAUCUUCUACGCCAACAUGCUCGCCGCCCACCCGGAGCUCAAGAACCUCUUCUCGCUGCGCAACCAGGCCACGGGCGCGCAGCAGGCCGCCCUCGGCGCCUCGGUCCUCGCCUACGCCAGCUACAUUGACGACCUCCCGCGCCUGACCCAUGCCGUCGAGCGCAUCGCCCACAAGCACGCCUCGCUCUUUGUCCGCCCCGAGCAGUACGCCAUUGUCGGCGAGCACCUCGUCGGCGCCUUUGCCCAGGUCCUCGGCGACGCCCUCACCCCCGACGUCGCCGACGCCUGGAAGGCCGCCUACGCACAGCUCGCCGCCGUCUUCAUCGCCCGCGAGGCCCAGCUGCACGCCACCCCCGGCGCCUGGCACGAUUGGCGCGACUUCACCAUUGUCCGCAAGGAGGACGUCUCCGACGGCGUCGUCAGCUUCUACCUCGCCCCCGCCGACCACGCACCCCUGCCCGCGUUCCUCCCCGGCCAGUACGUCAGCCUGCAGAUCCCCAUCCCGGAGCUCGCCGGCCUGCUGCAGAGCCGCCAGUACAGCCUGAGCGCCGCCCCCGGCGAACCCGGCGCGUACCGCGUCACCGUCAAGCUCGAGCCCGAGACCGCCGGCGCCGACCCGGCCGACGUCAAGUCGCUCGCCGCCGGCAGCAUCGCCGGCAUCGUCGGUAACCGCCUGCACGCGCGGUACCGCGUCGGCGACACGGUCCAGCUGAGCGCGCCCCACGGCGAGUUCGUCUUCGACGCGAGCAAGAUGGCGCCUGACGCGCACAUCGUCCUGCUCUCGGCCGGCGUCGGUGCCACGCCUUUGCUAUCCAUGCUCGACGCCAUCCAGGCCAACCCGGCGCCGGUCGGCGCCACCCCGCGCCCCGUGACCUGGGCCCACGCCGCCCGCCACGCCAAUGCCGUCUGCUACGGCCAGCACGUCCGCCAGGCCGCCGCCGACGCCAACGCUGACGUCACAGCCAAGGUCUUCCUUAGCAACGUCGGCGACACCGAUAGGGAGGGCGUCGACUAUGACUACAAGGGUCGCUUCGACGUCGCCAAGCUCGUGGCCGACAAGAUCCUGCCGCUCGAGAAGCCCGAAGCCGAGUACUUCCUCUGCGGCCCCAAAGACUGGAUGAUCCAAGUCAGAGACGACUUAAAGGCCAACAGUGUAAACGAGGACAAGAUUCACCUCGAGCUGUUUUCCACGGGCGACGUUUAA
Messenger RNA from Cordyceps militaris CM01, 1284 nucleotides. Its product is annotated as flavohemoprotein. The record is from RefSeq and is a predicted model, not a curated record. Gene Ontology annotation, biological process: nitric oxide catabolic process; cellular response to nitrosative stress. NCBI's taxonomy places the organism in Eukaryota, Fungi, Ascomycota, Sordariomycetes, Hypocreales, Cordycipitaceae. Bases 1 to 1284 code for a protein of 427 amino acids. Gene Ontology annotation, molecular function: heme binding; FAD binding; nitric oxide dioxygenase [NAD(P)H] activity. The transcript has a single exon. Gene Ontology annotation, cellular component: intracellular anatomical structure.